AGCCAGCUCUCCAGUCGCGGGCAGGGCGGCGCGGCGCGGCCCCAAGGGAGGCAGCAGCCACCUACCCCGAGUAUUUAGAGGGGCCGGUCCCGGGUGAGGCUGCCCCUGGCCGGAGCUGGGCAGGAGCUAAGCGCGGACGGCAUCGCUAUGAAGCGGCAAGGCAUCGCGAACCUGGCUUUCGAGCCCUCCAGCCCCGACCUCCGUCUCCAGUCCAGGGUGAGCGUCAGCCGCCCAGGCCCGGCCCCCGGCCGCCCCCCGCCGGAGUGUGACGAGGGGCCGUGCGGGUGGGGCAGCUUCACCCCUAGGGCUCUGCAGUUGUGCAACAACCCCGAGGGCUACCUGAGCGCCUACAGCCUGCUGGCCGUCUUCCAAGGUAUUGUGGUGAAUGGGCUAAUAAAUGUUAGUAUUUCCACUAUUGAAAAACGUUUUGAGCUGAACAGUUCCCUCACUGGUGUCAUCUCUGCAAGCUAUGACAUUGCUUUUUGUGUAUUGUCGCUGUUUGUAUCUUUCUUUGGAGAAAGAGGGCACAAACCAAGAUGGCUUGCCUUCUCAUCCUUUAUGAUAGGAUUGGGAUCACUUGUGUUUGCCUUGCCACACUUUGCUGGUGGAAUAUACCAAUUUGGAUCUAAACUUGAAGAUACCUGUCAAGUAUCAGGAACUAGCAGUGCUAACUUCACUUGCAAUACCAGCAAAGAGUCUUCACUCUCCAACUACCUCUAUGUCUUCAUCCUGGCACAGCUGCUACUGGGAAUUGGAGGAACUCCCCUGUACACUUUGGGCACAGCCUUCAUUGAUGAUAGUGUCCCAAAACACAAAUCUUCUCUCUACAUAGGAAUUGGCUAUGCCAUGUCAUUGCUGGGUCCUGCCAUUGGCUAUGUAUUGGGAGGGCAGCUGCUUAAUAUCUAUAUUGAUGCCCCUCUUCAAACAAGCCCAGAGAUUGAUCUAGAUGACCCCCGGUGGCUUGGGGCAUGGUGGAUAGCAUUUCUCUUGUGCUGUUUUGGAACAUGGCUUCUGAUUGUACCUUUUUCGUGUUUUCCAAAGCACUUACCAGGUACAGCAAAAGUACAAUCUGAAAAAAUUUCUGAAACUCAUGAUGAUGGAAGUGAGGCAUUUGUUGAAGACAGGAAUAUUGGGAAAAAUUUUAACGAUUUUCCAGUGGCUCUUUUGAUACUGCUGAAGAAUCCUGUGUUGAUGUGUUUAAUAAUAGCUGCUUCUACAGAAGCUUUAGUUGCCACUGGCUUUGCCACAUUUCUGCCAAAAUUUAUAGAAAAUCAGUUUGGACAGUCAUCCAGUUAUUCAGCUACACUAGGAGGGAUUGUUUUAAUUCCAGGAGCAGCACUAGGCCAAAUCAUAAGUGGCAUCUUGGUUUCCAAGUACAAACUGGAUUGCAAAAACAUAAUCAAGUUCAUGUUAGGCACUUGCUCAGUGGCUCUACUAUUGAACACAGUGUUUGUGUUUUCUAAAUGUGGGAAUGAACCAUUCGCAGGUGUCUCUGAAACAUAUAACGGAACAGGCAAGUUACAGAACUUGACUGCAUCAUGUAAUGCUAACUGCAACUGCUUACGCUCCUUUUAUUACCCAGUUUGUGGCAGAGAUGAAGUCCAGUAUUUUUCUCCCUGUUUUGCAGGAUGUACAUCUUUUACUGUUCAAAAAAGGAAAAAGACUUACCAAAACUGUUCCUGUAUUGGGCUGCCAAAAAGAUUACCUGACACAGAAAAGGCCCCUUUUGAGGCUCUGGCUGGGAAAUGCCGAACACAAUGCACAUUCUUGCCUCUGUUCCUGGGCUUUUUCUUUUUUGCUGUUGUUUUCACUUUUAUGGCUGUUACUCCAACUACUGUGGCCAUCCUCAGGUGUGUGCCAGAUAAACAGCGUUCAUUUGCUCUGGGAGUGCAGUCAGUAUUUCUCCGAUUAGUAGGCACUAUUCCUGGGCCAAUUUUGUUUGGUGUGGCAAUAGACAGUAGUUGUACUCUGUGGGAUAUUAAUAAAUGUGACAUUAAAGGAGCCUGCUGGGUCUACGACAACUCAAAAAUGGCCUACAUGCUGAUUGGUAUAAGUGCAGCUUGUAAAGUCAUCACUAUCUUUUUUAUUGGCACUGCAUUCUGCUUAUAUAAACCGCCACCGGACAAUUCUGCAACUUUGCAAAAGGAUGCUGAACUUGUGUCUGCUGUUCACAUGUAAAACUGUUAUGAGAAAACCAGGAACUUUAAAAGAAACCAAGAAGAAUAUACACAGCUACAGAAAGAUAAGCUGUGUGACAGCUUUAAGUGCAGCAUUAUCUGAGCAUGAUUUAGUUCUUAAACAGCUUAAAAUGAUUUUAAAUAUUUGUAGAUAUUGUGUGUAACAUUAAUUCAAAUUCAGGAAAUUUUAUAUUUCAGCAAUGUACCUUUAAAUAUCACAGGAAAGAAAUUGAGUUAUUAACACUUUUAUUUUUAACUUUCCAUUCAUUGAAUUAAGCAAAUUGCAAUAUUAUCAGUAGAACACAAGAAAGAUGACAUAAACGCUGUACUGGAAUACCAAAA
This is a messenger RNA of Chelonoidis abingdonii (Abingdon island giant tortoise), 2519 nucleotides long. It is a transcript of the gene SLCO4C1, whose product is annotated as solute carrier organic anion transporter family member 4C1. Gene Ontology annotation, cellular component: basolateral plasma membrane. Gene Ontology annotation, biological process: transmembrane transport; sodium-independent organic anion transport. Gene Ontology annotation, molecular function: protein binding. The record is from RefSeq and is a predicted model, not a curated record. Lineage: Eukaryota; Metazoa; Chordata; Testudines; Testudinidae.